AUGGCGGAGCAAGAGAGCUUGGAGUAUGGCAAAGGUGAUUUUCUCCUUCUGGACGAAAUCACCAAAGACGAAUUUAUGAAAAACCUUAAGCUUCGCUUUAAGAAGGAGCGAAUUUACACCUACAUCGGCGAAGUGCUUGUGUCCGUGAAUCCAUACAAGACUUUGAACAUUUUUGGAAACGAGAAGAUUCAAGAAUACAAGAUGAGAGAAAUGUAUGAAAGGCCGCCGCAUAUUUUCGCGUUGGCUGAUGCUGCCUACCGAACGAUGAAAAGACGAUCAGAAGACACCUGUAUCGUUAUUUCAGGUAAGACUGUUUUUAUUUAGGUUCGCUCAUCUAAUUUAUUCAUCAGAGGUUUAGUAACAAUUAAUUUCAUCCAAGAGCUUUUAGAGUGGGCUUGAUCUUUACUCGAAAUAGAAUUCUGUGGUAUGAAUCUUUUGGUCAAACAAUACAUGUGGUGUUUGUAUAGACAAUCAGUAUAUCUGCAAUCGGAAGUUCAGCCUUUUUCGGCGCAUAGUUUGCGUGGUAACUGCAAAUAUCGGUUUAAAUUGUUUUUGUUUAUAUUGGAAUGACGUCUGAACUCCUUGUACGUAAUGAAAUUCUUAAAGUAAAUUGAAGUAUCUAGGAAAAGUUUUUCAAAAACUUUUUUUUGAAAACUCUAUUAAAAUUGACCCUUAACAGUUUCGACAUUAGUGUUCGAAAAAGAAAACCAUCCCUUUUCAGUUUUGAAGAAAAGUCCAGAAUAUUUUUUCGGUUUCAAAACUGUCAACAAACCGUAAAAUUAUUUGCAUGAAUUAUUUUCCAAUUUUUAUCUCUUCAAUGUUUAAUAUUCAAUUUCUUCACGGUCAAAAAAUAAUUAAAGCCAUAGCUGUCAGUCUUUUGUGGUGUAUUAUUUGCAUAGUUUCAAGUUUGUACAACCAUAACAAAUAUCAUAUUGGAAACUUUUUAAAAAAAAUUAUGACUUCUCCAAUACUCGUAAAUCAGGUUGAAAAUGGUUGAGUAAACUAUUUUUUUAAAAUUUUUUUGCUUUUUUUUCCAAAAUAACUGAGUUUAUAUGAUUGGUAAAAAAUAUGUUGCUUCUUAUAGUGGUAAAAUGAUGAAAACAAACACUGUUUUUGCUUUUCUAGUUUUUUUUUGUAAUAGAAGGUUACUGGGUCAAAAAAAAACUCUUUUAAAGAAUGUCAGAAGACCACUGUGUAGAUCACAUGCAUUUAUGUUGUGAUUCACAAUUAUGUAAGCUUUAAUUUUUUUAUGUUCUUCCUGCACCACAAAGGUCAGCUUUAGUACAGUCAGAUUGUUAUCUCAGUUUUACUUUCUUUGAAACAUCUUCAGCCGAUAAAGAUCUUGAUAAUGAGUGGCCCUUCACACUAUGUGGUUUGCGGGCUCCAAAUUUAUAUUAAUAGCAGUGACAUCAUGUAGUGGCAUUAAUAUCAUUAAUGGUUUUCCUUUUAGACAUGAGUGAAGUUAAUAUUUACCAAAGUCCUGUCAACUAUAGAUUUCAUUUCUGUAAUUCUGGUACUUCUCUCAUUUUACAUUAGCUGUAUAUUUUUAACAUUUAAAGGACAUUAUAUGGAUUACUCUUUCAUUAUAGUACUCAGUUCUCUUAGAACUUAAAAAUGUAGCUCUUUAUGUUGUUUUUGUGCAGUGCAAGAAAAUGUUUAAUUUAUUAUACAUUGUCAUGCUGCCAUAAGUACAUGCUAAUAAAAACAAUAAUUCAUUGUUAUUAUUAUGUUGCUUUGCAACCUCUACAAAGUAUUUUACUAUCUGGAACAGUUACCUACCAAUAAGUAUUAUAAUAAUCUGUUGAAUUCAACUAGAAUAAAACUAAUUUAGUUUCAUGUGGUAUACCAUCUAAAUCGACCCGAAGUCAGUCUAAUAUCAAUGGCAAAUUAAAUACUGGACAACUAUAUCAGAAAAACAUUUGAACUGUGAUCUUGAAGAUCAGAUGAGAUAGCACUAUACAUUAAGAAAUACUGCCUUAUUUGAAAAUUUUAUAUCAUCUGAUAGAAUAAUGUUUCAGUUAAAAUUUAAUUUCAGGUUAAUUUUGGUUUAACCUAGGUUGAUUCUCAACCUCCUUUACCUCCGAGCUUGGAGUGUGAGCUAUAGCCCCAGCAAAAUAAAACUUAGAAUAAAACAUUUUAACCUGAAGUCAAAUUUGACGUCUAAUAUAUAUAAUGCAAAAUAUAACUAUAGCGGCAAGAUAAAAAAUAAUGCCUUCAGGCUGAAAUAAACAGCUGGUCACAGUUAAUAAUUUUAAUUAUUAAAAAGAGUUUUUCACUCAGCACAGGUUUGACUCUUUGGUUGAGAUCUAGAUUGCUGGUUUUCAGUGUCACGCCAUUCAAAAUAGAUCAAAAUAAAAAUCAAAACCGCUCAAUAGAUAAAGUCCAGAAUCUGGGAAAUGAAGGGAGGUACAAAUAUAUACAAAGACCCUGGCCAAGAUUCAGGUCAGAGGAAUAUUUUGUAUACGAGAUAUCCGAAGAAAUGUUUUACCCAAACUUAUAGAGAUUUGUAUGGAGAUGCCAUGCUGGAGCUCACCUGGAUGAGCUCCGGCAUACCGAGUUUUGCUACAAAAGCAUGAAUUCAUUCUUCAAGAAACUCAGAAACAUUAAAGUAAUACUUUUUCUAAUCACACGAACUGUUUAGAUAGCAAAAUUUCCUGAAAUGAGUCAUUUUUUUAACCUACAUGAUAGCUCUCUUGGCCCUCAUGUAAAUGCCGCGUCACAUAAAAGCUUAGAAAUUCAAGUGUACUCUAUCACAAAACCAAGAACCCUUUUGAAGCGAAAAUUUGUAUGAAAAUUAGUUUUCAGCUGCUCUAAUACAUCGUGAAAGUAAAAUCUUGGUAGGAUCGAUAGUUUUUUAGUUUGAAUUUUAGUGAGGUCAUGUGAAAACCAACAAUACUCACAUUGACCAAAGAAAGGGAAAAGAAAAGAAAAAUUCCAAAUAAUUUACAUGUACCUUUUUGUGCAUUACCAGAGGGUCUUAAUAAUGGUAAUAGGACUGAGUGGAGUCGAAUUCUGUCUGUAAUCAUACAAAUUAAUGAUUAAGAAAAUUUGGUGACUUCAUAGUGGGAGUCCAAUUGUUUAAUCAUAAGACAUGAUUACAGACCGAAUUGGAUGACAUGAAGUUCUGUUACCAAACCAUAACAAAACUUGUGAUAUUUUAGGUUGUUUUAAAUUAAAACACAAGAAAUUCGGAGAGUUUUUUUGCUGGCAGUGAAAAAAAGCCAUUUAAAGUGUCACAUUCGAUGGCAAGUACUGUCCAAUUACUUUAUAAUAGGCAUAACGUGUACUGUCUUAUUACACUGUCCUAUUUGUGCCGAAAUCAGGACAGUUGAUAGCGAAUCAGAUUUGAGAAUUUUGUUAUAGUUAUGAUUAUUAAAAUGUCGUUAUUCUUAAUACAAUUUGUUAGAGUACUGCAUCAGUAUCACAGAGGUCAGGGUUUGAAUCCCUACAAGCCUGAAUUUUUUAGGCUUUCUUUUUGUAACUGCAUAAGUUACACCUUUAGCUGCAAUGAUCCUACACUGCACUUUUGAAAUGUGUUUGUCCAUAAUUUUACAAUAAUUCGGGAUAAGUAUAUUGUAACAUUUAUUAUUAUCUUUCAUAAAAUUUUCAAAAAGAAAAAAAGAAAACAGAAGUAGAGUGCAGCCCUGACAGCUGGGCUAUCGCUAAGGGCUGGGGGCAGGGGAUUUCCCACAGCUACUACGAGCAUAAAUCCUGGCAGGCCCAAAAUACCAGAAAAUACAGGUCACUAGGCACAAGUUCAGGUCACUGCUCCAUUGAUCAUAUAUAGGUUUAGCCAGGGCUAAAAAUGAAGCUCUCUUUAAUAUUUAUAGUUUACUGAAACAAAAUAAAAAAUCAUGUAAUGCUAACUAAGAGGUGACAGCAACGAAAACAGCAAAAAAAAAACAAUAGGUCUAAUUAGCAAAAAAACACAACUUUGCACAUGCAGCACACUUUCUUUGUACAUUCCUUUGCCGUUGUUUUGUACAACGACAACGUGAAACUUCCAGAAACGUCCUAGUUACAUGUUUUACGGGGGAAGUGUUGUAUGUGGUCCUGUUCACUUUUUUUUUGCUGCCACUCAUUUUAGCCUUGGUGGCUGCUAGCAUUUCUCAUUUUGGCACAGCUGCUAUAAAAUUUUCAUGUUAUUCUUAAAAUGAAGUUGGUCUCCUUUGCAUUUUUAUAUCUGGCUCUAGCUCUUUCUCUGUUAUCCACGCCAAUGUAGACUUCAAAAUUAAGUCAAAAGAAAGAAUCGGCUUUGUUGUUUUUUUUAUCUCUAAAAGUCCGGGUGGCUAUGCGAUUUACUGCUGAAACGCGCAGGUACUUGAAAUGCAAAAUUUCACCCUGGCUUACAUGAAGGGGUGGACGUAUGUACGGACAUACUCUGUACAGACGAUUUUCUCAGAACCAAACUUUCUUGGAUGCAUAUGACCAAAUUUUCUUACCCAUCAGGUGCUCUGCUGCACGCACUUCGUGCAUGAGAGCUCCGCUAUUAAUAACUGAGAUAGGUUGUUUCCCCUGCAGCUAAAAUUCUCUCUUGAAUUGUCAUGAGGGCUAGGAGACACUUUUUAGUGUUCUUUAUUUACUGUAGCAUGGUGAUCUGUACUAGCUCUAACCUGGAUGGAUGGAUGGAUAAAUCGUUUAUUAAAAAAAGAAACACCUCGCAGUCCGAAGACUGAAUUACGUGUAUAAUAUACAAGUUAUAGUUAAAAUGGAUUUAAAAAACUAUAAUAAUAAAAAUGUACAAAUCUAACAAAAACAUUUCACUUAGGAUAACCUAGUGUUAGGAAAAUAUACAUAUUUAAACAAAUUUAUUUACAUUCUUAGGCUAUGGCUAACAAUAAAAGAUUUUUUAAGACGAUCAGUCUUGCACACUGGCACGUUAAACUUUCUAUUGCUGCACAGCUGCCUAUGGUGCUCAGCUUUAGGUGGGAGCAGACCUGCGAGCUUGUGAUUAAUGUCAAGAACAAUGUCGUUAAAAAGAUCAGACGAUAGAGACGCUCGCCUGUCAUAAAGAGAGGGGAUGCCUGCCUCUUUGAGCGCGCUGUUGUAGCUUGCAUAAGGAAAGAUCUGCACUUGUGACCUGUGACCUCUGUUUCGUGCCUGCAACUCAACCCCCAGUUACUUUAUAGGAGACAAAAGGAAAAUAAACUCAAAAGAAAUUCCCAGGUUUUCAGUUCCCACCCACUAUCUUUAUUUACCUAGCAACUUGAAAUCUUAGUGACAGCCCUGCUGAGGCUGAUAAAAAAGGACUGACGAGACAGCUAUAGUCUAUGAUACAUAUAGACAGAAUUAUUCUUUCAUAAUUGGUUUUGUCAUAAUUGAGUGUUUUACUGUAUUUCCUCCUUUUAUUCAGGUGAAAGUGGUGCAGGGAAAACAGAAGCAUCAAAAAUAAUCAUGAAGUACAUCGCUGCUGUUACUAAUGUCUCAAAACAGUCUGAAGUUGAAAGGCUAGUCUCUAUAUAA
Molecule: messenger RNA, 5463 nt
Organism: Porites evermanni
Lineage: Eukaryota; Metazoa; Cnidaria; Anthozoa; Scleractinia; Poritidae
Source: the annotation of a GenBank genome assembly